This is a messenger RNA of Grammomys surdaster, 2576 nucleotides long. It is a transcript of the gene Sumf1, whose product is annotated as sulfatase modifying factor 1. NCBI's taxonomy places the organism in Eukaryota, Metazoa, Chordata, Mammalia, Rodentia, Muridae. The coding region runs from base 16 to 1134 and encodes 372 amino acids. The transcript has 9 exons. Gene Ontology annotation, cellular component: endoplasmic reticulum. The record is from RefSeq and is a predicted model, not a curated record.
GACUCCGGAAACAACAUGGCUGCGCCCGCGCGAGAGCCGGCUCUCCAUUGCUGCACCGGGCUGGCUCAGGUCUUCUUGCUGCUGGUGCUGGCGUGCGGUGCAGCGGCGAGCGAUGAGGUCGAGGCCGCGGAAGGUGCAGCGUCCAUCACGGGCUCGUGCGGCUGCGGAACGCCCCAGAGGGCCAGGGCCCAUGGGAGCCCUGCGGCGGCUCAGCGCUACUCCCGGGAGGCGAACGCCCCGGGCCUGACCUCGGGCCCGCGACCGCUCGCGCUCACCAAGAUGGUCCUCAUCCCUGCUGGAGUAUUUACAAUGGGCACUGAUGAGCCUCAGAUCAAGCAGGAUGGAGAAGCCCCUGCCAGGAGAGUCACUGUUGAUGCCUUUUACAUGGAUGCGUAUGAAGUCAGCAAUGCUGAUUUUGAGAAGUUUGUGAAUUCAACUGGCUAUUUGACAGAGGCUGAGAAGUUUGGAGACUCUUUCGUCUUUGAAGGCAUGUUGAGUGAGCAAGUGAAAACACAUAUCCACCAGGCAGUUGCAGCUGCUCCAUGGUGGUUACCUGUCAAGGGCGCUAAUUGGAGACACCCAGAGGGCCCAGACUCCACUAUUCUUCACAGGUCAAAUCAUCCAGUUCUCCAUGUCUCCUGGAAUGAUGCUGUUGCCUACUGCACAUGGGCAGGGAAGAGGUUGCCCACUGAGGCAGAGUGGGAAUACAGCUGUAGAGGAGGCCUGCAGAACAGGCUUUUCCCCUGGGGCAACAAACUGCAGCCCAAAGGACAGCAUUAUGCCAACAUUUGGCAGGGCGAGUUUCCUGUGACCAACACUGGGGAGGAUGGCUUCCAAGGAACUGCACCCGUUGAUGCCUUUCCUCCCAAUGGCUAUGGCUUAUAUAACAUAGUGGGGAACGCAUGGGAGUGGACCUCAGACUGGUGGACUGUUCACCAUUCUGCUGAGGAAGCACUCAACCCGAAAGGCCCUACUUCUGGGAAAGACCGAGUGAAGAAGGGUGGAUCCUACAUGUGCCAUAAGUCCUAUUGCUAUAGGUACCGCUGUGCAGCUCGAAGCCAGAACACACCAGAUAGCUCUGCAUCCAACCUGGGAUUUCGUUGUGCAGCAAACCACCUGCCCACUGCAGACUGACAGACAAAAGGAGCCCUUCCAGGUCCAAGAAGUUGUUUCUUACUUGUGGCUGGCCUUUCCCUGGAGAUCUGAACUGAUCUUGUGUAAAAUAUUCCCACCUGAGGAGAGUUACAUGUCCACCCAGUGGCCAAAGGAACUGUCUCGUGUGACCAAAUUGCUGACGUGUGUCAGUGCUUGUGCUUUAUUGUGUGGUGUAUCUUUGGGGAUCAUCGCCAUGUUUUACUUUGAGAGCCUUUUGAAGAGGAGAGAGCUGAGAACCAUGAAGUCCUGGCCAGACUCUGCCACACGGUCAGACCCUGGAGUCCAGCACCUUGUCUCCCUGGGCCUGAGUCUCCUCAGGAAAUGAGGGGUGGACGACAUGGUCUCUGAGGCUCUCUCCGACUUGCAGAUUCUAUUCACAUUAGCAGAGUGUAUUGUGAUUGCAUAGUGAGAAUUUAUGACAGAUUAUUUUUUAGCUAUUUUUUUGCCAUAUGUGAAUCUUGAGUAAUACUGAUCAUAUAAGGUGAGAGUUCUCUUAUGUAUUAUUUUCAGAGAAGGGUGGGGUUCGAGUCUUUUAUAUUCAUACUGCACUUUGUUCUUUCAAGGAAAUCAGUGUCUUUAACAUUGUUGUGACAAAUCCCAUUGGGACAGUGAGGGGACACUCAAGUUUGGAGAUCUGAACACCCAGGAAUGCCUGUGGAGUGACUCUAUUGUCCUUUUUCUUUUGACAUUAAGUGCCUUUGGCUCAGAGGGACAAUUUGAAGCCUUGUUUUUCCCUUUGCCCUCCAAGCCUUCAAAGAAUGUGAAAUGUGUACUAAUUAGGAAAACCAUUGAAUUCUAGGUACAUGGAUAUUGCGGUUUGGUCUGAUGUUAUGUAUUGUAAUGCUGAAUCCUGUACCUGAAGGUCUAGGCCUGUGAGUGAAUUCUCACAUUUACAAGCUUUUUUUGUGCAAACCUUGUUCCUUAAUUUAAAACUGUUGGUUAAAUAAAAUUGGCUACAGCCAAUUACUGGAGGGAUUAGAGGUAGGUAGGUUUCCAGUUACCUGGUUGGGGGUGGAAAGAGAGGAGAGAGGAGAGACCAAGGAGAGAAGGAGGAAGGAGAGGAUAGGUGGAGCUGCCAUGAAGGGAGAUGGGCAAGUAUCUAGGAGAAACUGCAAGUAUCUGGGGAACCGUGCAGGGGAGGCAGCAAGGCCAGCAGUUAGAAAAGUAGAUUAGGGAUUACCCCCAGUAAUUGUCAAAGCCACAUAAAAUAACCAUAGUCUGAGUCUCAUUUAUUUGUAAACCAGUUGGGGAUAGACUUAUAUUGAUACCACACGGGAGAAAAAGAACCAGGGCCUUGAAUAGACUACAUUCAGGGUAUCUGGUGUAUUAUACCAGAGAGAUGAGAAAUUUUGUUGAUUUUGCGAUAUCAGAUGCUUUGAAUCAUGCACUAUGUCAAAUAAACUAGUACCUCUCAAGUCAGA